CACAUGGUUCUGGGUGUAAACUGGUUCUGAUUGGGUCCAGUUAAUCACAUGGUUCUGAUGUAAACUGGUUCUGAUUGGGUCCAGUUACUCACAUGGUUCUGGGUGUAAACUGGUUCUGAUUGGGUCCAGUUAGUCACAUGGUUCUGGGUGUAAACUGGUUCUGAUUGGGUCCAGUUAGUCACAUGGUUCUGGGUGUAAACUGGUUCUGAUUGGGUCCAGUUAGUCACGUGGUUCUGAUGUAAACUGGUUCUGAUCGGGUCCAGUUAGUCACAUGGUUCUGGUUGUAAACUGGUUCUGAUUGGGUCCAGUUAGUCACAUGGUUCUGGUUAUAAACUGGUUCUGAUUGGGUCCAGUUAAUCACAUGGUUCUGGGUGUAAACUGGUUCUGAUUGGGUCCAGUUAAUCACGUGGUUCUGGUUAUAAACUGGUUCUGAUUGGGUCCAGUUAAUCACAUGGUUCUGGGUGUAAACUGGUUCUGAUUGGGUCCAGUUUGUCACAUGGUUCUGGUUAUGAUCUGGUUCUGAUUGGGUCCAGUUAGUCACAUGGUUCUGGUUAUAAACUGGUUCUGAUUGGGUCCAGUUAGUCACAUGGUUCUGGUUAUAAACUGGUUCUGAUUGGGUCCAGUUAGUCACCUGUAACAGCUGCUCUGCCAUUGGUCAGCCAGGGGGAAGGUGCAGACAGCGCCUCCUGUGGUCAGCAGAAGGAUCUGCGCCUUCCUCCUGGCUGACCAAUGGCAAAGCAGCUGGCCCACAAAGCACCGCCCACCUCAUUAGCAUAAAGAGGCAGGAAGUAUAAAAUGUGAAAGCAUGGAUAAAAAGGCUUGUGGGGGAAAUAAGGAAAAUUGAAGGAGAAACGAGACAUGAAGGCAUCUUCCUCCUUAAUUGUUCAACGUGAAUAUUUAACAUCUAUAAAUAAAUAAAGAUCUUUAAUUCAAAUAAUAAACCAAUGUUUAAAUAAUAGACUGAAAAUAAAAAAAUGUAAAGGUAUAAACCAACUGGACCCAACCGGCAGGAAGGUUCUGUAUUAUUUGGACCUCUUUAAAUCCGAGGUGAGUUUGUCUGAUGACCCAGAAGAACCAGAACCAGCAGAACAAUGAGGUUCUGCUGCUGCCUUGCUCUGCGGCGGGUGUUCGCCCCCUCCCCCCUCUCUCUGUAGGAGGGUCCUCCUCCAAAGUUCUGCCCGCUGCUGCAGAACCCAGUCCUCCUCGCUGCCUGCAGGACCACCCGUCCCCGGACCCAGUCAGAGCCUCUGGACCGAACCGAACCCCGCGGUCAGUCUGAGCGCCUCUCCACCAUGAGUCUGGGCACCAGCGACCUCUCUGAGCUGCUGGAGUUGUGGGCGGAGCUUAACCUGACUGCCGCCGCCUCCAACCUGUCUCGGGUGGAGGCGGCGGUGUGUUCGGGUGCCGUCGGCCACGGCGCUCUCCUCCACCUCCUCUCCGUCCUCUACGCCUCCAUCUUCCUGGUGGGGCUGGCCGCCAACGUCCUGGUUCUGGUGCUGCGGCUGCGCCCCGGCAGGAGCGGCGGGGGCCCUCAGCUGUACGCGGUGCACCUGGCGGGGGCCGACCUGUGCGCGGUGCUCACCCUGCCGCUCUGGGUGGCGUCUCUGCUGCAGGGCGGCCUCUGGCCUUUUGGGGAGGCCGUCUGCAAGGUCACCCACCUGGUCUUCAGCGUCGGCCUGUACGCCAGCGUCUUCUUCCUCGCCUGCGUCAGCGUGGAACGCUACCUGUCGGCCACUCGGCUCUGCGGCGCCCCCGGUGGGCGUCGCAGGAAGGCGCUGCGGCGGCUGACCUGCGCCCUGCUCUGGCUGCUGGCGCUGCUGGCGUCCCUCCCUGACGCCUACUUCCUGCAGGCGGUGAGGUCCCCCCAGCGCGACCGCGCCGUGUGCCGGCCCGUGUACCCGUCAGAGGACCCCAGGCGCUGGACGGCGGCGGUCCAGCUCAGCUUCUUCGUCCUGGGCUUCGCCGUCCCCUUCCCCGUCAUCGCCACCUCCUACCUGCUCCUGGCUGCGGCCGCCCCCCCCGGCCUGGCUCUGGAGCGCAGCGCCGGCCGGCGGGCGGUCCUGUCCUACAUCCUGGUGUUCCUGGCGUGCUGGCUGCCGUUCCACGCCGUCCUGCUGCUGGACUCUCUGACGCUGCUGGACGUCCUGCCCUUCUCCUGCCGGCUGGAGAGCUUCCUGGACGUGGCGCUGCACCUGACCCAGUGCUUCUCUCUGCUGCACUGCUGCGCCAACCCCGUCCUCUACACCUUCCUGCACAGAACCUACAGCCGCCGCCUUACCAAGGCCUUCGUCUUCCAGUACUCCACCAGAACCGGGCUGGCCAGGCUCAUGGACACCUCACAGGCCUCAGAGACCGAGACCUCCGCUGUCAUGGUGGACCACAGCGGUCCGGUUUGAGGCGGACAGCAGUGCUCCCUAAGGCAUGGCAACAGCAGCGGGUCUUUAGGGUCAGAUCUGUUUGGACCGUCUGGUUCUGGUGGCCCAGCACCAGGAACUCCACUCCAGCCAUGGACAUUGGCAGGAGACAGAACCAUGGCAGUAUGAGAGACAAAUGGAGAGACGGCGUUCUGCAGAGACUCGCCAGAACCUGCAGAUCCGUUGGAGAUGUUUGUGGCUCGGUUCAGGGAGCAGUUCAGUUCUCGUUCUUCAUUUGUAGUCUUAGUGUAAAGGACUGGACCAGGGCGGUUCUGGUCCUGCUGGGCCUGUGGCGCCCCCUGGAGGUUGUGAUGGGAAAACAUUGUAAUUGUGAUGAACCGCUGAUGUCCCCACAUGUGCUGCUGUACAGUCAUUAUCACUAAUAAUCACAUUAUGUGGUUCUCUUGUUCAAACUAAACCUGCUUCAAGGACAGUUCUGUCAGAACCGGGCCCAGAACCACUUCAGUAGAAAGUGUGUUCUCAUGCGCCUCCUUCUGGUUCUGACCCGGGACCAGGAGGCACAGAGCUGAGGGUCCACCUCCUCGUCCAUCAGGACGUCCCAAGGAAAUGAUUUAGAUUUCCUCACAUCCAGUUUUCUGGAUUUAAAUAUUUGGUGAAGAAACAGGUUCUAGUAGACCCGGGAUGCUGAAACCGGGUCCUGUUAACAGCGGGAGGACUUCUCCUAGAAGUGCUAAAAUACCAGGAGGAAUAACAUAGUUCGGUAACUGUAUCUGUACUUGUAUAUUUGGUUUAAAGGGGACAUUUCCUGCUUGUAAACCAUGCAGUUGUGGUCUAAAUAAAGGGAAACUACAACGC
Fundulus heteroclitus (mummichog) is the source of this 3230-nucleotide messenger RNA. Its product is annotated as atypical chemokine receptor 3. Gene Ontology annotation, cellular component: membrane. NCBI's taxonomy places the organism in Eukaryota, Metazoa, Chordata, Actinopteri, Cyprinodontiformes, Fundulidae. Gene Ontology annotation, molecular function: G protein-coupled receptor activity; chemokine binding; coreceptor activity. Gene Ontology annotation, biological process: chemotaxis; angiogenesis; G protein-coupled receptor signaling pathway. The record is from RefSeq and is a predicted model, not a curated record. Bases 1293 to 2396 code for a protein of 367 amino acids. The transcript has 2 exons.